Molecule: messenger RNA, 4124 nt
Organism: Anolis sagrei ordinatus
Lineage: Eukaryota; Metazoa; Chordata; Lepidosauria; Squamata; Anolidae
Gene: KCND1
Product: potassium voltage-gated channel subfamily D member 1
Biological process (GO): potassium ion transmembrane transport; protein homooligomerization
Cellular component (GO): voltage-gated potassium channel complex; postsynaptic membrane; dendritic spine
Molecular function (GO): protein binding; A-type (transient outward) potassium channel activity
Source: RefSeq, a predicted model, not a curated record
CAGCGCGGCAGAGGGGCGAGCCGGAGGGAGCCAUGAGGAGCAUCAUCGCCGUCGCUGCUGCUGCUCCCGCCGCCGCUGGGGUCCACGGGUGCCACAGCAGCAGCAGCUGCCGCCCCUCCGCCGUCCCACCCGGAUCCCCGCCACGCCGAGCCCUCCUGCCCCUCCGCGGUUCUUCCCCGCACCGAUCCCCCUGCAUCCCGCGGCAAUGUGUGAUCCUCCCCUGUCAAAGUGACCAGAUUGACUGAGUCCUCUUUCUUCCCUUGCCCCAUUGCAUCUUCCCACCCAUGUUCUCUCUCCUUCUCUCUCUCCCACUGGGAAGGACGGAUCUGAGAAAAAAGAACAGCCAAGGAAUACAACAGGAGAUUGCUGAAGAUCUCCAGAGAGGACCUUCGACUCCUUUUCAUGUUACACAGAUCUACCUGAACUAAUUCGCCUGGCAAUGAAGUGUGGUGUGCUACUUGCAUCUGCUUUAUCUUCUUUUGAUCUCUGCCCACAACCUCUGGUAUUUUCAGAGCAAAAUCUUAAUGAACUUGAAUAAAGAUGUGGAUGUUUUUCGGCUGGGAAUCCUCUAGCUACAUCUGAGCUGGCUAACCUUCCCUUGAAAAGAGUGUGGAUAUUAUUGUAUGGGAAGUGAUCAAAGCAGCACCCUUCUUUGUUGGGAUAACACUCUCAUAUGCCUGCAGCAAAACUAGCUUGGAUAGCCAUGCCUUUGCUAGGGCCCUCCGAUCCGCUGAUUCUUGGCCGCAACUGAGCAAAGUAGCAGCUCGCCGAUAGUCUUCCAAAGCAUCCUUCUUUGGACAGUCCCUGGCUUUUGAUGGUGACGACCUCUUUGUGAAAGUUUCAUUCUCUCCCAUCCCUGCAAGAUGGCUGCAGGAGUGGCAGCGUGGCUGCCGUUUGCUCGAGCAGCGGCCGUGGGCUGGCUCCCACUGGCCAAGAAGCCCAUGCCCAAGCCUCCUCCCGACAAGAAACGCCGUACUGAUGAAAUUUUGGUGGUCAAUGUCAGUGGGAAGCGCUUCCAGACUUGGAAGAAUACUUUGGACCGUUACCCUGAUACCUUGCUAGGCAGCUCGGAGAAGGAAUUCUUCUACGAUGAAGACAGCACAGAGUACUUCUUCGAUCGCGACCCAGAGAUGUUCCGCCACAUCCUCAACUUUUACCGCACGGGCCGGCUCCACUACCCCCGCCAUGAGUGCAUCCAGGCCUUCGAUGAAGAGCUAUCCUUCUACGGCAUCAUUCCAGAGCUCAUUGGUGACUGCUGCUUGGAGGAGUAUCGGGACCGCAAAAAAGAGAAUGCGGAGCGUCUUGCGGAGGAUGAAGAGGCCGAGAUUGCCACCGACACAGGUUUGCCGCCAGACAGCACUUUCCGCCAACGGCUCUGGAGAGCAUUCGAGAACCCCCACACCAGCACCAUGGCUCUGGUCUUCUAUUAUGUGACUGGAUUCUUCAUUGCUGUGUCGGUCAUUGCCAACGUGGUGGAGACUAUCCCAUGCCGGCCGCCUCCAGGGAAGAAGAGGAACCAGCCUUGUGGAGAACGUUUCCCCAAUGCUUUCUUCUGCAUGGACACCGCCUGUGUCCUCAUCUUUACCUUUGAGUAUCUCAUGCGGCUCUUUGCAGCCCCGAGCCGAUUCAAGUUCAUGAAGAGUGUGAUGAGCAUCAUUGAUGUGGUGGCCAUCAUGCCAUACUACAUUGGGCUUGUGAUGCCGGAAAAUGAAAACGUUAGCGGGGCCUUUGUGACACUGAGGGUCUUCCGGGUCUUCCGUAUCUUCAAGUUCUCCCGGCAUUCGCAAGGACUGAGGAUCCUGGGCUACACCCUCAAGAGCUGUGCCUCGGAGUUGGGCUUCCUCCUCUUCUCGCUCACCAUGGCCAUCAUCAUCUUUGCCACUGUAAUGUUCUAUGCUGAGAAGGGCACUGCGGAGACCAACUUCACCAGCAUCCCCGCUGCCUUCUGGUACACAAUUGUCACCAUGACCACGCUUGGCUACGGUGACAUGGUCCCAAGCACCAUCGCAGGGAAGAUCUUUGGCUCCAUCUGCUCCCUUAGCGGGGUGCUGGUCAUCGCCCUCCCUGUUCCUGUCAUCGUUUCCAACUUCAGCCGGAUCUACCACCAGAACCAGCGGGCAGAUAAGCGACGAGCGCAGCAGAAAGUUCGCCUGACCCGGAUCCGUCUGGCCAAAAGUGGCACUACUAAUGCUUUCCUUCAGUAUAAACAGAAUGGAGGCCUUGAGGACAGAGAUCCAGACACACAUGCCUUGGCUGUGCGCAACCGCUCAGCCUUUGAGCAGCAGCACCAUCACUUGUUGCACUGCCUUGAGAAAACUACUAGUCAUGAGUUUACUGACGAACACUCCUACAGCGAGUUCUGCCUGACUGAGCCCCUGGGCUACCGCACAAGCCGCAGCACCUCUCUCUCCUCCCAGCAAGGCAGCAAAGGGGGGCUCAGCUCCUCCUGUUGCCCCCGACGCACCAAACGCCGCACCACCCGCCUGACCAACUCCACCAUGACAAUGAGCCGUGCCAGUGCUCAGGAGCUGGAUACGAUAAACAGCCAAAAAAGUGCUGCCCCCCAGAGUCGCUCCAGCCUGAACGCCAAGACCCACGACAACUUGAAGCUAAACUGUGACGCCCCAGACUUCACUGCAGCCAUCAUCUGCAUUCCCACUCCUCCUGCCAACACGCCUGACGAGAGCCGGCCCCCUUCGCCUGGAGGAGGCUCCGGUGGACCCCUGCGCAAUUCCAGCCUCUCCACCCCAUACAUCCUCCACGAGACUGUCAAGAUCUCCUCCUUGUAAGAGGAGACUGGGGUGGGGUGGGCCGCUUCCUCCGUCCUUCCUCUCCCCAAAGUCACUGCUGGCCCUCAGGGGUCCCGAUCAGGAGCUUCUCUCUGCACAGGCCUCCCACCCUGCCCUUGAGCUGCAGCCUGGGGAGCUCCAUUGGGGUGCCACACCGUUUUUGUUUUGUUUUGAGGCAAUGUUGGUGGCCACCAAUGAGGAGAACUGGGGCCCCAGAGCUUCCAACACCCGCCUGAUCCCCCUCCCUCACUCCUGCAAUCAAAGCCAUAUAUGAGAGGGGAGGUGGGUGCCAGAUGCUAUGCAACCAUAGAGGCAGGCGGAUACGGGUGCCCCAUUAAGGGAGUCUGUCCCAAACACUUGGAGAAAGACAGAACGUGAAAGACAAUUUCAUUCCUUCAGUUGUCCCCUGCAUUGGAAAACAGAGCAAGGGCUUAGGAGUGAACUGAGAUUCCUGUGCGGGUUUCCUCAUCUUCUAACUUUAUAAAAGAAGCAGGGUUUGGGACCUGAAGAGUGGCCGGGAUAGAAAACAACGCCUUUGGCUUUGGAAGAGAGCAGAAGCCUAAUAAUGGGACUGGAAAUUUCUUGUGUAAGCAUGUUCUUCUGCCAUGCUCAACGUUUACUAAGAAAACAUGGGCUCUUUCUAAGGACAGAGGCUCUCUUGGGUCAUGUCCCACAGCACCAUUGGGGAAGUUGUGCUGUGGGAUGAAAAGUAGGGACUGUGGAGUUUAUUCCAGCUGAGGAUGAGGUAUCGUAUGGGAAAAGAAGGGAGAAAAACACAAACUGAAUCCACUAAGCUUCCAACCAUUUUCUUCCUCAUCUUCAGUCUCUUCUGACUGAGACAAAGACGUUACUGGGUUGAAUGCCACCCUAUAUGCCUCUUUCUCUUCUUCCCUCUCAGCCUUCCUGUCCCUCCCAGUCCCCAUUCUGUCUCUAGGAAACUGCACUUUAAAAACAACAAACAACAAAGACAGUCUAUUGCACCAAAACGCAACGCCUCAUGGGAAUCUCAUACAUCACACUUUCCCACCCAGACCACACAAACACACAGACACACCUGCAGCCCCCUCACCAUGUUGCAUCAAGACUGUGCAUGUGUACAAUACCUCCUCCGAGAGCAGGAAAUCCUGAGUCCACAGCUACAGAACAUCGCAAGCAUGCAUAGCCGGCCUCCCUGUUCUCAAUCAACCCAUCCCAGACUGAAGAUAAUGCUGUGAAGAACCUGGAGGGGAAGCCCCUGAAGAGCAAGGAAGUGGCUUGUGCCACCACCAUCUUCUUCCUCUUUCAGAUAUCCCUCUUUCCAAAACUCCAGUUAUUAUAAAUAGUGAGCAAGCAAGA